Aspergillus wentii DTO 134E9 is the source of this 2308-nucleotide messenger RNA. RefSeq names its product GMC family oxidoreductase. The transcript has 3 exons. Lineage: Eukaryota; Fungi; Ascomycota; Eurotiomycetes; Eurotiales; Aspergillaceae. Bases 240 to 2012 code for a protein of 590 amino acids. The record is from RefSeq and is a predicted model, not a curated record. Gene Ontology annotation, molecular function: flavin adenine dinucleotide binding; oxidoreductase activity, acting on CH-OH group of donors.
CAUGCCGGUUGAUGCUGACAUGCCGGUUGAUGCUGACAUGCCGGUUGAUAAUCUACACGGGAUCCACUAUAGAUAGGCUCUUAGUGAUGGCUGACAAUCCAUUACAGAUCAUGAAGAAGCUUGCCAAGCAUUCACAGUGAAUAAUUGAAAAAUUGCUUGAAGGAUUUACUAUAAGAGGAUUUCUCUUUCAUCCAAUUGAAUAGGACAGACUUCCCUGAUCGUGCUCGAUCUCAAUCGAAAUGCGUCUUUCUGCUCUCACUGUUGCUGCCUUACUGGGCACAGCCAGGGCAAAGAAUCAUGCUUCUGCACAAUAUGACUUUGUGGUUGUGGGCGGAGGAACCAGUGGAUUGGUGAUUGCCAACAGACUUUCGGAAAUGCAAAACGCCACAGUGGCAGUCAUUGAAGCGGGAGACUCGGUUCUGAAUAACUUCAAUGUCUCCAAUGUCAUGGGAUACGGUCUCGCCUUUGGGACCGAGAUGGACUGGGCCUACCAGACCGAGAACCAGACAUAUGCUGGCGGAUCCAAGCAGACCAUUCGUGCCGGAAAGGCCAUUGGUGGCACAAGUACUUUGAAUGGAAUGUCCUACACUCGAGCGGAAAACGUGCAGAUUGACUCCUGGGAACUGGCUGGAAACAAGGGCUGGAAUUGGAAGAGUCUCUUCCCUUAUUAUAAGAAAUCAGAAGGCUUCCAGGUGCCCACCGAGGACCAAAUUGCUCAUGGUGCCUCCUAUAACCCCCAAUAUCAUGGGACAAAAGGCCCCCUCAAGGUGGGAUGGCCUUCGUCCAUGACCAACAGCAGUGUGUUUCCUAUACUUAACCAAACAAUGGAGCAACUGGGUCUCUCGUACAACCGCGACGUCAACGGUGGCCACAUGGUCGGAUUCACCGUCCAUCCGGAUACGGUCGACAGAGAGGCCAACGUCCGCGAAGACGCGGCCAGAGGGUACUACUGGCCCUACGAAGUCCGGUCCAACCUCAAGAUCAUCUCCAAAACGCAGGCGAACAGGAUCAUCUGGGCCAACCAAUCCCACGGCGAGGCUGUUGCUGUCGGGGUGGAGGUCACCGGUGUCGACGCGGUGACAGAGAUCUAUGCUUCGAAAGAGGUCAUCCUGUCGGCUGGCUCGUUGAGAUCUCCAGCGUUGCUCGAGUUGUCUGGUAUUGGAAAUCCAGACAUUCUUCGCCAGCAUGAUAUUCCCGUCAAGAUCAAUCUCCCCACUGUUGGCGAGAACCUGCAGGACCAGACAAACAAUGGUCUCAUCUAUCAAGGGAAAGACGCGUUGACCGGGUUGGCGACCUUCUCUGCUUUGCCAUCCGUCGACCAGCUAUACGGAGCCAAUGUCUCGGCCGUGGCGUCGUUUGUCAACUCCAGUCUUGCUGGCUACGCAAAGGCCGUCUCCAAGGCCUCCAACGGCGUCGUCAAGGAAUCGAAUCUCCUUGCUGCAUUCCAGGUCCAGUACGAUCUGAUCUUCAAAUUGCAAGUCCCCUAUGCAGAAAUCGUCUUUGCUCCCAGUGGAGAGUCCUUCGCCAGUGAAUAUUGGCCUCUUCUCCCCUUCUCCCGAGGCAGCGUCCACAUUAACUCCGCCAACGCCUCUCAACCACCAGCCAUCAACCCCAACUAUUUCAUGUUCGAGCAGGAUGUCACAGCCCAGGCGGAUGUCGCUCAGUACAUCCGCAAAAUGUUCAACACUGAUCCCCUCAGCACCAUAGUCAGCGGGGAGGCUUCACCCGGAUUGGACUCUCUCCCUCUAAACGCAUCCGCCUCUACAUGGGCAAGCUGGGUCAAGGCAAAUUACAGACCCAAUUACCACCCAGUCGGUACGGCCAGCAUGCUUCCUCGGGAAAAGGGCGGAGUCGUCAGUCCUGAGCUCAAGGUCUAUGGCACCCGGAAUGUGCGCGUGGUUGAUGCUUCGGUCCUCCCAUUCCAGCUCUGCGGUCACUUGACGAGUACUCUUUACGCGUUUGCUGAACGGGCUGCGGAUAUCAUCAAGAAGGACUAUGGGGUGAGUAAAUAGAGAGUGUGUAUAUUAUCCAAAGUUGUGCUUGUUUUGAGUUCUGGCUGGGUCGGUUGAUUGCUCUUGUAUACCGGAUUUAAUAGACAUGUCUUGAUAGCGUGCCCAGUAGCUUGUAUUAGAAUGUUAAUGGUGAUACUGUUGAGGAUAAAUGACUGUCCAGGAUAAGGGCUCAAGUGGAUGCAUCAGCAAGACUACCCAAACAGGCACCAGCACAUCAUCGCCCAGACAGCCUCUUCUUCCUGAAAUUUCUACUUGAAUGAUAGAAUCUUCGAUGGAUUUUAAACUAGAUUACUGAC